CGCAAAUAAAUCAAUCGAAGAAGAAGAAGAAGAAGACCAAGCAGCAAGACCUCGCUGCCACUGCUGCUAACCGGAGGACAGAGUUGAAAGACUGAACAUGGCGACGCCAGUAUCUGUACUCCGCCUGCCCAGAGGUCCCGACCCUAACAGCCGUGGAUUUGACCCCAGAUCACCCCGUUUCAUCGCUCUCUGUCGCACCUCCAUUUCCACUUCAGCUGCCUCAGAGGCGGACCCUGAACUCCUGCAGAGAGAGCAGCACACUCGAUCUGUGCUGAGAGAGAAAUUUCUCCGAUGUCUGCUCUCCAUGACCAACAAGAAUGUUCAGUUUCACAUGUAUGAGAAGGUAAAGGUGGAGGCCACGUUUGGAGCGUCUGACAUUGACGUUCUGAACUUUCAGGUGUCGGACUUGCACACUCCCAUCGGGGUACAGAAAGAGGCUCUGAUCAGGUGUCAGGAUGUGAUUUCAAUGACUUUUGAUCUGAACACCUGAGGAUUUUGUUUCUUGCUGAAGCAGAACAUGUCACUUGGUGAUAUCAUUUGUUGUUGCAAGUAGCAUCUUUUUUCAGAGUGUAAGAGGUAGUUUAUAAAACAGUUUAUUUUUGCAGAAUGGUGUGGUUGCACAUUGCUAUUUCAGUCCUAUCUGUAUUGUUCAGUAGAGCGUGCUGACAUGUGACUUAAUAUUCAAAGAUCUGACCCUGAUGACAAGUCCCCCUUUUUCACCACAAGAUGGAGCCCUAUUCCUGUAUUUAAAGGCAUACGUCACAAUCUGACAGGCGAGCUUGUUAUAGUUGAAACUAGCAUUGGAGGAUGCUGUUCAGGGAGGCCAGUAUUGGAGGACUUUUGACAAAUUAGUCACCAAAACAGUCAAAGUUUAUCAGUGUGUCUCCCAUUUCUGCUCUACAUUAAGUAGAUUAAGUCUGCUGUCUCCCUUUGUGAGAUGCAAAACCUUGUUGCUGGUGCUGGUGCUCACAUUUAUCUUGUGUAAUUGAAAUUGUUUAACCGAGGUAAAUGAAAUAUUGCACUAAAGACUUUUUUUUUUUUUAGUUAACUGCUUAUGUAUUUGGAAAAUGAUCAAGACUUGGUUAUGCCUACACUGGAGUUGUUUUUGCAAAAGAUUUUUGUACUGAUAAAGAUUGACAUUGCAAAAUUGUAAAUGAUGUGUAACCCCCAGACCACCAUCUCCAUCAAAAAGAUUUAUUUCAUAAUAAUUUUCAAAACAUGUAAAAGGAAGAGUAUCUUCUUUACACCACAGACUGAGUUUUCCACUUUCCCUUUAUGCACUGCGUAGAGAUAGUUGCAUAACUGUUAUGGAGCAUUCAGCAGCAUGCUGUCAACAGAAUGAUUAGUGUAGUGCCUGUAUUUAAUCAGACUCAGUCAGGUUCACGUUAGAGCUGCAACGGAACAGACAGAAAAUUAAUCAUUAGGCAUUUUUGUUUGAAAAGUCAUUCAAAAAAAUUGAUGGUUUCCUCAUGCAUGUUAUAUCAAAUUGAAUGUCUUGAGUUUUGGAGCAGUUGACACUUUUGUUAAGUCAUUUUACUUCUCUUUGUAGUCAUUUGAUUGACUUUUCAGCGAGAAAUGUUAACAGUCACUUGAAACAGGUUGAGUCCUAGGGGCCGCCUUGACCCCCGUAGGCCCCUGGGACUGUGUCCAGUAGGCCCCUCCAGUGAUCCAUUCGUGAAUACAGAGUUUCAGAAAUAUCAGAAAGCCAGAAUGAACAAUAAAUUAAUUUAGUUUUUUUUCUUCAAUCUGGGAACCAAAACAUUUACAGUGUGUGAUAUUAACUGGAAUUAAAUUAAUAGGUUCUCAAAUAUACUGAGGUAUUAGAUGGAUCAGAUACACAGCAGAUCAUUUUUUCCUUGAUGUUUCUGUAAUCUUCUAACAGCCAACACUGAUCCAACAUCUGAUGGCGGGGCAGAUAUUAGUUAUUUAAAUCCUUGGUCAUAAAUAUAAUACGGCAGAGCAGGAUUCAUCAUUGUUUAGCACCAGCCUCAUGGGGAGGAGGAGGAGGGGGCAUCAAUACUAUUUAAUCUUCCUAAAAGGUGUAUUUUGCGAGUUCCCAAUAAGUCAUUUUAUUUGAGUGCCAUUAGGCGGUCGUGCUGUGCCUGUGUCUCUUUUUUGUACCUGAAUUAUCUGACCACUCAGUGUAGACAGUCAUCAAUGAGGCAGUGAGUCAUCCUCCCUCUCUCUCCCACUCUCUCUCGCCCUCCCUAAUCCAAAAUAUGACUUAAAACCUUGCAUGACGUCAUCAGGGCCUGUGUGAUUCAAUCAGGAAGCCCUCAAGGACAACCAAUGUUAAUUUCAUAAACACAGGCAUGCUGUGCUAUGACCAGCAGCCUUCAACUACUACUGUUCUCACUCUCAUCUCUGUGAUGAGUGUCCAUAAAGCCUGCAGGAACACAUACAGCACACAGACAUAUGCAUUUCUUUAUGCUUUUGCUUCACUCCUUUUCUUAGGCAGAUAUUGUAGUUUCUAGUGGCUGGAGUUACUCUGCAGACUAAGACUGUACGUGCAAAACAUAUGCCCAGCUAAUAAAAUAUGAUGAUCAGUGUGAUGCAACUGCCCCUCUGUAAAAAAAAGUAUCUUAAAUUAGCCCCUCCUCAACCAGCUAAACCACUGAAAAGAGAUCAUAUAUAUAAAAAAAAGCCCACGUGGGAGCAUCAGCCAAUUUCUCCUUAUUAUAGUCAGUAAAAUUAAUCUAAUAAUAAAAUAUGUAGCAAUGAAACACUGACGGGAGCCAUUUUGGUGCAUAUUGUGUACCUUUAAUUUUUGACAGUACAUUUUGCUGAUAAUACUUGUCUAUUUUUGUUUGAGUAAGGUUGAAGGACGUUUACAUUGUGGUGUUACUGUCAAAUAAAGGGUGAAUACCUGAUGCACACCUGAA
Toxotes jaculatrix (banded archerfish) is the source of this 2882-nucleotide messenger RNA. RefSeq names its product gem (nuclear organelle) associated protein 7 (gene gemin7). The record is from RefSeq and is a predicted model, not a curated record. Gene Ontology annotation, biological process: spliceosomal snRNP assembly. Gene Ontology annotation, cellular component: SMN-Sm protein complex. NCBI's taxonomy places the organism in Eukaryota, Metazoa, Chordata, Actinopteri, Toxotidae. The transcript has 2 exons. The coding region runs from base 98 to 490 and encodes 130 amino acids.